AUGAGUAUCCAAUGGUCUACAACCUCUUCUGGGUCGUGGGACGAGAAGUACCCUCAGCUGAAACCUGGCAACCGCGGCCUGCCAUCAACCAGUCUCACUGAACCGAUUGUCUACCCUGAGAAUCCUGGUGAUACUUAUAUCAUGAAGCCAGUAUCGCAUAGCUGGGCUGAUGUCUCUGAAAUGAUCUUGCACUGUGUACAUAGCAGCUCACAAGACAUCGAAUCUCACCCUAUUCACAACCAAUUGUACCAAUCCAUCGGGUUCGACCAAGACCUCAGCACUGUCCUUGUAAAGUUUAUGGAGAUCUACAACGUUUUGUUCUUCGGGGGAAUGGUCAAAAGCUCCGUCGUGGAGAAUUCCGCCGAUGACGAAUAUGAGAUUAUCUUCAACCUUGAGUUGGUCUCCAAUGGCACUCGAGCCGAGAAGGUUGAAUUAUAUAAUGACUUGGGUCUCACUACCGGCUCUUUGGACGGCAGAUCCAACUCUGUAACCAUAUACAUCAGGGACGGACGCAUUUUACACCCCAAUUGGGACUUCUGCCAAGUUAUAAGUGAAAUGUUGGGGACCCUUGCCCAUGAGAUGAUACGUGCCAUGCAAUUCAUGUAUACAAAAUGUCCAGGCUGCGGACUUGGAAUUGAGUACGCUAUGCAUGGUACCAAUUUUCAGAAAGUUGCGCAAGCCAUUGAGCAAGCAACUCGUGAUCCUUCGGGAGGGAAAGGGUGGAUCUACCCGAAAAUCGAACUUGGCAGAGAAUGGGGGGUAUAUUACGACAUCAAAGAAUUUGAAUAUAAGGAACCAACUGAUAUGGAGAUUCGAAAUAUGAGGUUCGAUGUGGAGUAUCUUAGGAAAAUCCUCCGAUUGCCUUACAAUCCAAGAAGGGUGGGAUCGAUCGAUCAGCCGAGCGAUUUCAAUUAG
This is a messenger RNA of Botrytis porri, 915 nucleotides long. RefSeq lists its product as uncharacterized. Lineage: Eukaryota; Fungi; Ascomycota; Leotiomycetes; Helotiales; Sclerotiniaceae. The transcript has a single exon. The record is from RefSeq and is a predicted model, not a curated record. The coding region runs from base 1 to 915 and encodes 304 amino acids.